This is a messenger RNA of Aplysia californica (California sea hare), 5266 nucleotides long. RefSeq names its product disheveled-associated activator of morphogenesis 1. Gene Ontology annotation, molecular function: small GTPase binding; actin binding. Lineage: Eukaryota; Metazoa; Mollusca; Gastropoda; Aplysiida; Aplysiidae. The record is from RefSeq and is a predicted model, not a curated record. Gene Ontology annotation, biological process: actin cytoskeleton organization; positive regulation of actin filament polymerization.
GCCGGUAAGAGAGGCGGUGCAAAUCUUUGUGCUCUGAUUUUACUCCAUUUCAACCCAUGUAAUCUGUUUCACGGUCUUGUUUUGAUACUUGGUCUGAUAAUGAUCGCCUCCUCACAAAUGUGACGUUUCUGAAAUUGUGUCUUGGAUAUUUAGGGCUGUUAGUCAUCGCUUUAGAUACAUCAGAGUGGUUUAUCGAUUUUUUUUUCACUCAGUUCCAGCGCCGUCUGCAACCAGGGCAGCGCAGGAGGCCGCUUUUUUUCUUGGGAACUGCGUGUUUUCGGGUUCCUGUUGUGCGCUGUGCUGUUUGUGUUAUAAUAUAAAUAUAUCUAGAUUUCUACUUGUGUCAGAUCAGAGGGAUGAACUCAAUAGGAUUUUAAAAUUUUACAAUCAAUCAAGAUGCCGGCCGGACAAAGCCUGUGCUGGUGUCUCGGUGGAAGCCCCCGGCCGCCCGAGAUUAAACAUGGCCUGGAUCUUGCCACGCCACUUCAGCCAGUCUCGCUCGACACGCCCAUGCCUUCAGACGAGAACGAGCUGAACGCAAAAUUUGAGGAGUUAGUGGCGGAACUUGGAUUAGACAAAAGUCAUAGGGAUGCCCUCUACAGCCUGCCAAAGGAGAAAAAAUGGCAGAUCUACUGCAGCAACAAAGCGGAUGUCAGCGCAACGAAAGCUCAUGCAGCCGAUUUCUACGUGGAAAAAAUGGGAGCUAUUAAUUCAUUUUGUCGUGGCCUUCAUCGAGCAGAAUGGCCUGCAAUCCCUACUCGACUUUCUCUCCAAGAUGGACUACCAGAUCUCAGAGGGACCCCUGCACACUGCAGUGAUAGGCUGCAUCAAGGCUCUCAUGAACAACUCGCAAGGUCGUGCUCAUGUGUUAGCUCACCCUGACUGCAUCAACACCAUUGCCCAGAGUCUGGCUGCAGAGAAUGUCAAGGCCAAGGUUGCUGCUUUGGAGAUCUUGGGGGCCAUCUGCCUGGUACCUGGUGGUCAUCGCAAGGUGCUCAAUGCCAUGUUGCAUCUCCACAAGUAUGCUGGUGAGAGGACACGCUUUCAGCUUCUCAUGUGUGACCUGGACAAAAACACAGGAAAGUACAGAGAUGAAGUUGCCCUCAAGACCGCUAUCAUGUCCUUUAUCAAUGCUGCUCUCAAGUACGGGGCUGGACAAGACCAUCUGGAGUUCCGUCUUCAUCUGCGCUAUGAGCUCCUGAUGCUUGGCAUUGUUCCGAUCAUGAAGAAAAUGCGCUCCCACGGGAACUCAACUUUAGACAGGCAUCUUGAUUUCUUUGAGAUGGUGAGAAAUGAAGACGAAAAGGAGUUUGCUAAAAGAUUUGAAGGCGUUCACAUCGACUCUAAAAGUGCCACAGCCAUGUUUGAUAUCCUGAGGAAAAAGCUGCAUUUGUCAUCAGCCUACCCAAACUUGUUAUCUAUAUUGCAUCACAUGUUGCUCAUCCCCUACGGCAAGAAUGACAUGUUACAAGUGUGGACGUUACUGGACAAGGUGGUGCAACAGAUGGUGCUACAGCUCAAGAAGGGUGAGGACCCAGAUGGGGCACCGCUGGAGGAGAUAAAUGUCAAGCAACUCAUUAGGCAACUGGCCAGUGAGACUGAUAUCAAAAGUUUCCAAACAAAACUGAGAGAAGCAGAGAAGGCUGGGGAUGAACUUAACGCUAAACUUGCCAAAAAGGAGCGGGAGUGUGAAGUGAGGCUGGAGGAGAAGGAAGAUCUGAUGUCCACAAUGAAUAUGAUGAAAACCAAGUUGGAGAAAGAGGUGUCAGCCCAUGCAGAGACAAGACAACAACUACAGGAUCUUCUCUCUCGAGUAGAGGAGAUCAGAUCACAGCUGGACACAGAGAGAGGGGAGAAACAGAAGCUCCAGCAUUUGGUACAGAGUGGCAGUCUCCCUGAUGAUGCCAAGGUUGGACUCUCCACUGCCGCAUCUUCCAUCAUUUCCAGCAUUGAAGGGACCAUCAGACAGAGCGCCCCACCACCUCCUCCUCCUCCACCUCCACCCCCUGGUGUGCCUGCCCCUCCACCUCCUCCCCCUGCACCAGGAGCUCCUUCACUCCCUUCCAAAUUUGGUGUCAACGGAGUCAACUCAGCUCUUACAGCCAAACUGAAAGGAAACCCUAAACCAAACGUGCCAAUGAAAUCCUUCAACUGGACCAAGCUACCAGAGAAUCAAAUUUCAGGGACAGUAUGGAAUGACGUCAAUCAUUCUAAGAUCUACAACAGCCUUGACCUUGAUGACUUCCAGAAGACAUUCUCAGCAUAUCAACGACCUGCGACGGACGAGGGAGAGGAGGACCAGAAAAACACUACUAAAACAAAGAGUCAGGUCCUCACGGUCAUUGAUGGAAGGCGGAGCCAGAAUUGUACCAUACUGCUGUCCAAGCUGAAACUGACCAAUGAGGAACUGGCAAAGGCUAUAAUGAAUGUAGACGAAGGAGAGGACCUGCCCAAAGACAUGGUGGAGCAGUUGCUCAAGUUUGUACCAACAUCAGAGGAGGUUCAGCUCCUGUCUGAGUACACACAUGAGAUUGACAACAUGGCCAGAGCAGACCGUUUCCUCUAUGAGAUGAGCAAAAUUCUACACUAUGAAGAGAGACUCAAAGCUCUCUACUUUAAAAAGAAAUUUCAGGAAAGAAGGGUUGACUGCAAACUGAAAAUUGAUGCCAUCAUGGAAGCCAGCAAGGAAGUGUUCCGUAGUCGCAAACUGAAGAAGCUUCUGGAACUUGUGUUGGCUUUGGGCAAUUUCAUGAACAAAGGUCAGCGGGGCUCUGCUCUGGGCUUUAAGAUCUCCAGUCUGGGUAAGAUGGUGGACACUAAAGCCAGUACCAACAAGAACAUGACUCUCAUGCACUACUUGGUGGACAUUGCUGAUAAGAAGUUCCCAGAUGUAAUGAAGCUGGAUGAGGACAUCCCUCAUAUCCAUGAAGCUGCUAAAGUCAACUUCACGGACCUUGAAAAAGAAAUAACAAAUCUUCGAAAAGGUUUGCAAGGUAUUGAAAAGGAAGUAGACUUCUUUGAGAACAAGUUGUCAGUGAGUUCACGAGACAAGUUUGUCACUGUCAUGAAGGACUUUUGCACAGUAGCUGCUUACAACUUUUGCUCUGUGGAGGAAUCUUGUACAGAGAUGAAGCAAAAGUAUGAGAAAACUCUCAAAGCCUUCUGUGAGGACCCAAAGUUAACCCAGCCGGACGACUUUUUUGGCUCCUUCGACAAUGUCCUCACAGCCAUGAUUGAUGCCAAGAAUGAGAAUGAAAAAUUCAAGAAGCAGAAAGAGGAAGAGGAAAAGAGGAAACAGCUGGAGGAACAGCUGAAGAAGGAGCGAGAGAAGAGAGUCCUUCUCCGUCGAGGCAGCAGCACCGCAGAUAAAUCAAAGGCUCUCAUCAAUGUGGAGAAUGGGGACAAAGGUGAGUUUGAUGACUUGAUCUCGGCACUGAGGACUGGCGAUGUGUUUGGAGAAGACAUGGCUAAGAUGGCUAAGAGAAACCGUCGGCGCGUCAACAACGGGGCUGACAUGUCACGAGAGCGUCAAGGGAAAGCCAUAAUUUCAUAACCAUAAUGGUAUAUUUGUAUGAUUUCGUUCUUAAGUUAUAGAAAUUUAUUUAGGACAUACCAAAGUAACCCCACCCCUCUAUAUAUGCUCUCAAAACUCGCUUUUUAUUUUCGUCACCUAUUCCCAACAACCAUACUCAAGCAAAUCAAACUGACAAAUAUGCUCAUCUUCUUUAUUCCCUUUUUCGGUACUUAACCAAUGCAAGUUUUAUCCCUUCUUCACCUCAUUCUCCCCUUUCAUCUAAGAUUUAUACCAAAUUUUACGAAACAUUCAGAAAUCUUAACACACAUUUUGGAAAAACAAGUUGGUGCAAACAGUAUUAAAAUUAUCACUUGUGUGACCUCAAAACCAAUCAUCAGUGGCUUCAGAAGGAUCAGGAUUUUUUCCAGUUUCCCAGCUGUAUGGAUUGGUGAUCAAAGUGACAUUGGCUGGAGUUUCUAUAAUGUCCUAGAAUAAUACAGAAGCAGAAACAACAAGUCAUGAUAAGUUACCCUGUAUGCAGCAAGUAGCCAACACAUGGACAUAACUAGUUCAUAAGCUGUAUAUGCAGCUAGUGAUGUCCCAUGUGAAACAUUUCUCUCUUAUUCUGUUUCUGUAGUUUUUGAAUUGAUGGCUAUCAGCAACAUUGUGUCCAACUUUCUCAGGAAAAUUUGUCCAAGAUGAUUAAGAGAAAGUUAUACAAAGUUACUAAUUGAUGAUAUAUAUUCAAAAAAUGUAAUCAAAUGUAGGAAAGGAAAACAAGACAAAUGAACAAGCUUUAAGAUGAUACCAAUAACUCAACGUACCCAAAAACGGAUGAGAGCCUGCAUCGUGACACAUUUUAUCCUUUCAAACUGUCAAAAUCUUGGAGUUCUAGAUCGGACAUCUGCUAUAUGCUUUAUCAGAAUAAGAGCAAUUUCUUUUCUUUUCCUCAUUUGUAUGUUGAGAGAACUUUGUUAAUGCAUUCACUGUGCAAUAUUUAUGUUGUUCAAUGUAGUAAAACAUCAUUCAUGGUAGCCUUUUAUUUCAGCUGUUGCAUUUAAGAAUUUAUUUUUAUUUGUGUAUGUGGUCUUUCCGUUUUAAUAUAUUUGUGUGUAUUGGUGUAUGCAUGUGUGUGUGUUUGUGUGCUUGGGUGGAUGCACUUACAUAUAUGUGUGUGCACACUUUCACAAUGUAUUCAAAACUGUAUUUGAGGUGUGCUUUUGUAAUAAGGAUUUAAUAAAUGCAUAAUGUAUUUUCAUGCCUAGAUCACAUAAAUCAAAAGUAGGCAAUAUAUACUUGCAGCUAUGUGUAGGAAAUUUAUUUUAUUUGUCUAUUUUUGUUUUAAGUUUUUUAAUUUUUUUGUCAACACUUUUGCUGCUGUUGUAAGUAGUUUUAAAAAGAAUUGUAAUAGUGUAAAGAAAAGGGUAAUUCAUGAGGCUAUUUGUCUGGUGGAAAAUGAGUUUAGUAAUGACUUAUCAUCCAUUGCAUUUGUUUCAAUGAUUCUUCUGUACUUUUGAAAAGUCAUGGUUUUUGUUUUAAAGAACUCCAUGUACUGGUAUUAACAGAGGGCUUAGCUUCUUCUGGUGAUUAUUUAGCAUCUGUGUGUUUCCUUAUUGGCAGUGAAUUCCUCAUAAGCGUUGUGCAAAAAACUUGAUUUGUACUAAGUGUUUUUUUAAAUGUUAUGUUGUAAGAUUGGAAAACGACAAUCAGUUAAGUCUUAUUUAAUUAAAGACUGCUGUUUUUGCCUUUGAA